Molecule: messenger RNA, 348 nt
Organism: Entrophospora sp. SA101
Lineage: Eukaryota; Fungi; Glomeromycota; Glomeromycetes; Entrophosporales; Entrophosporaceae
Source: the annotation of a GenBank genome assembly
AUGGAAACCUUUAUAAAGAAAUCACAUCGUAAUUCCCAUAAUCAAGAAUCUGUUGGCAAUGAUAAUGAAGAUAGAUUGCUUGAUGCAAAUGAAGUAACUAAUGAUAUGACACUCAGAGAUGAUAAUAUUGAAAAUAAUGACUGGGAUUUAGAUGCCUUCAAAAAAGGAACUGGUAAUUCUAUUAACGGAACUGAACAUUGGGUAGAAUUGAUUCAAAAUUGGAUGAAUAUGAUUGAUGAUAAUGAAGAUAUUUCUGAUCCUUUAGAAUUUAUAUCUGUAGAUCAUACUAUACAUCCUGCUGGUUAUAAUUGCCAAAUGGAGUCUGUAGUAUUUUUAAUGAUAAUUUAG